Messenger RNA from Exserohilum turcica Et28A, 3774 nucleotides. RefSeq lists its product as uncharacterized. Gene Ontology annotation, molecular function: phosphorelay sensor kinase activity. Bases 1 to 3774 code for a protein of 1257 amino acids. The transcript is spliced from 5 exons. The record is from RefSeq and is a predicted model, not a curated record. Lineage: Eukaryota; Fungi; Ascomycota; Dothideomycetes; Pleosporales; Pleosporaceae. Gene Ontology annotation, biological process: phosphorelay signal transduction system; phosphorylation.
AUGAGUAGCCCAGCCCCGGCGAAGCCCCCUGAAGUAGCUCUUUCUGUUCAUUCGAAGGAAGAGCUGCAAGAUGUCGCCCUCCAUCGUCUCAACACUUCAACUCUCCCACAAUUAUUGGAGGCGGACACCAGGCCGAUAUUUAUACUGGAUAUCCACAAUGACCCUAGCGGAGCUGAGCACCCGGUUAAGCCUAUGUUUUGUAACUUUGCGUUGAGGAAGCAGGACCAAUUGCUGAGCCAGAUCACUGGCGCUAUAUCACAUGACCUUGAAAAAAGCCACGGCGGCGCAACGUAUAGAGAGUUCCGAACCUGGGCAACGAGGACCAAUAACUUCCAAGACUCUAGAGACAUCUCUCCCUUGACGAUUGAGUUUGCGGGCUUUAUAUGGUCGGAUUUCUGCAUCCGCCCUCAUUGGAGACUGAUCACUGGCCAUGCAAUCUUCCGUAACGAUGCCCAAGAGAGAGAAUCGUUGUCCGCACCCGCACCACGGCCCCAACAGAAAAGCCUUGGAGCUCCAACAAAGGAUGAAAAAAAGGCUUUGGCUUCCGCAGAGGCCAUUCCGACCCGGCAAAUCAUUGGAGAUGUCCAGCAGCCUAAAUCUUCUGAUAUGACUAUCGGCCCGGACCAAGAAAAGAGUUACAGGCCAACUGUGUCAGCCGUAACCCUGACGACGCCCGACGGUGCCAUACCUGAUUGGACUGUCCCGCAUCCAAAAGGCAUUCUUUCGGAUCAUCUUAAGUUUGUACGAAGUAUCGAUUGGUCCAAGACACCGUUGGGCGCUAUGAACACUUGGUCAAUGCAGUUCCGGGAGAUUGUUUGCUUGGUCAUGCGUAACCCUCACCCAUCCUCUGUCUUUUGGGGCGAGGAUAUGACUAUGCUCUACAAUGAAGCUUACAGAGAUGAUGUCGCGGGUGACAAGCACCCUGCUCUGAUGGGUACUGGGUUUACCGGUCCCUUCCGCGAGAUGUGGGGUACAACGGGCCCUACAGUCCGUGAAUGCGCUCGUACCGGUCAGUCUCAGCUCAAGAUCAACCAACUGUUACCAAUCCUGCGGUACGGUUAUCUGGAGGAAGCUUUUUUUACUUGGUCUUUUGUUCCGGUCUUUGGCGGCACUGAGCGCAUUCUUGGUUAUGUCCAAACACCUCCGUAUCAACAUCCAUAUUUUCAUGGCACCAGAGCUUGGCUAAUCGAUAUUUGGGUUUCAGUCUACAUGAACGCAUUUGAUACGACUGUUGAAUCCAUCAGCAGCAGAAGAAUGGAGUUGUUACGCUAUCUAGGCGAGCGUUUGAACGCAACACGCACCGUCAAGGAAUUCUGGGGUAGAGUUCUAGAGGGUCUAAGCCACAACGACUACGAUAUACCUUUUGCGCUUUUAUAUUCAAUCGUGGACAACGACGACCCCGAACAGAGUUCUUCGAAAUCGCCUACCGCUGGCCCGGAAUCUACGAAGAGUUGCAUCAUUGAAGGAUCUAUUGGAAUUCCAAGAGGCCGUGAGGUCUGCCCUGACAAGUUUGUCCUGGAGGAGAGCGAUAAUGUUUUGGUCUCAGCCUGCCUAGAAGCUAUCCAAACACUAGAGCCCAAAAUAUUGAAUGUAAAGAAAGGAAACCUUCCAAAGUCAUUACUAGAGAGUGUUGAAUGGAGAGGAUACAGGGAUCUCAGCACAGAGGCGGUGAUACUACCUCUCUGUCCGACAAACUCAGACAACGUUUGCGCCUUAUUGCUACUUGGCAUCAAUCCUCGCAGGGCUUACGACCAGGAGUACAAGACUUUUACGGAGAUGCUCAACAGACAGAUUUCCACUUCUUUAGCAUCGGUGCUUCUCUUUGAAGACGAGGUACGGCUGAGCAAACAUGCGGCCGAGGUGGCUACCCUGCAGCGAGAGUUGCUGUCUCAACAGCUCCAGCUGCAGACCAGUCGCAUGCGCAAGAUGACCGAGUUCUCGCCUUUGGGCAUGUUCUUGUUUGAUCCAGAAGGACGUCUGUUGGAGGCGAAUGAACGUUAUUUUGAAAUGACUGGACAUUCUCACAAAGACCUUGGCAAGGUCUGGUCUGACGAUCUGUUGGUUGAACCAAGCAGAAAGGCUUGCCGUGAACUGUGGACAAAGAUUGCGACGACGCACAAACCAGCCAGUUGUGAACUUCAGUUUAUAAAAUCCAGGUCCCAUAUUAAGGACAUUGACGGCGAGCCUAUUGAUUAUUGGGUUCUCAAAUCCAGCCAGCCAGAAUUGAGUGCAGAUGGCAGGCUUAUAAGCGUCAUGGGCUCAAUUACAGACAUCUCGCAUCUCAAAUGGGCCCAGGGCCUCCAAGAGCGACGGCUACGAGAAGCAGAAGAGGCCAAGCGUCAACAGAAUGAAUUCAUCGACAUGACGUCGCAUGAAAUGCGAAAUCCACUCUCUGCAAUUCUCAUUUGCGCAGACGAUAUCCGAGACACUUUGGCGCUCCACCCGUUCUCCUGCGACGAAGACCGAGACAUGGCCAAUGAUUGCAUUGAAGCUGCGAAAAACAUUGCGCUUUGUGUUCAGCAUCAAAAGUCCAUUGUCGACGACAUUCUCACGGUAUCAAAACUCGACUCGAAUCUUUUGCGCAUGAGUCCGAUUCCUUCGCAACCUAUUGUUCUCGUUCAACGUUCUAUGGCCAUGUCAGUAAGGUUCCGUCCAGAAGCUGAGGCCAAAGAUAUCGACUUUAAAUUUGAACCGCACCCAAGUCUGCGCGAGCUAGACAUUGACUGGGUGCUGCUUGAUUCUGGCCGACUGAUGCAGAUUAUUGUCAACCUCAUCACCAAUGCGAUCAAGUUUACCCACGAUCGUCGUGUACGCAUCAUCACGGUCCAUGUUUCUGCGCGCGCCAACAAACCGGACUUUGAUCCAGCCAAAGGGUUUGAUUUCGUCCCCCCGAGAAUCAAGGUCAAGGAUUUUGGCAACGGAGAAGACUGGGGCUCGGGCGAGCCGCUUUUUCUUCUAUUCCAAGUCCAGGAUACUGGUUGUGGCCUUACACCAGAGCAGAAAACACUAUUGUUUGAGAAGUUUGCUCAGGCGUCACCACGUACACAUUGCAAAUAUGGUGGCAGCGGUCUUGGGCUCUUCAUCGCACGCCGGCUUGCUGAGCUCCACGGAGGACAGGUUGGAUGUUCCUCGGAGGCCGGCGUCGGCAGUACCUUUGGUAUCUAUUUGAAAUGCAAACGCAUGAUGCCGCAGGAUGUCCGUCUACCUGAAGACGCAACCCAAAAGCCAUUGGAAGCGGAAUACACAGUUUCCCCACGCAAAGCACUAAGAACAUCACCUAAAGCGGGUCACCAACGUCUGAAGUCGACGUCAAUAUCACAUUCCAUCCAGGCAUCUAACCAGCAGAACUCCAAAGAAAAAACCCUCCACGUUCUCAUUGUAGAAGAUAACCUCCUGAAUCAGAGGCUACUCUGCAAACAGCUCAAGAAAGCAGGCUGCAUCGUAAGCACAGCCGAUAACGGCGUGCACGCCUUGAAGCACCUCGCCAACACGCGGUUCUGCGUCGCCAACGGCACACCCCUCACCAUUAUCCUCAUGGACUGCGAGAUGCCGGAAAUGGACGGCUUGACGUGUUGCAAGCGAAUACGGGAGAUGGAGCGGCACGGGCAGAUAACGGGGCAUGUUCCGAUUAUCGCUGUUACGGCGAAUAUUCGUGGGGCCCAGAUUGACGAGGCGAGGCAGUCGGGCAUGGACGAUGUGAUUGGGAAGCCGUUCAGGGUACCAGAUCUGCUGGCCAAGAUGAGGGGGUUGUUGAGGAGACUAGAGGAGGGUUGA